GCUGCGCUGCCCGAGCAAGUGCGGGGCCAACUUUCUGCUGCCGGCGCCGCUGCCGGCUCGGCCCCCCCCGCGCUCUGAGCGGCCCCCCCCGCUCUGACCGGCCCCCCGGGCCCCGAGCUCGCCCUGCCCCGCUCCCGAUGCGGGCGGCGGGUUUCUCCCCUCCGCGAUGAAGCUUCUGCGCUGGCUGCCCGCGAUCUUCAGCCCCUGGCUGCUGCUGAAGGUGGUCUGCGUGGAGGGCCACAUGACCAAAACCCUGGGCUACCUGGAGCUGGGCACCUCGGGGCUCCUCAAGACCCUCCCGUCCGGCGCCUUGAAGCCUCCGCCCCUGCCCCCGGCCCGGCUGUUCUCCGGGGAGCCCUCAAAGGCCAAGGCCGGUGCCCUGACCCCCUGGGCCUGGCCUAGGAACCAGACGGGUGCCGAGCCCCCGGGCCAGAGGGGCCAGCGCAAGCCCUCGCUCAAGACGGGCCGGGCCCGGAAGAUCUUCGGCUGGGGCGACUUCUACUUCAACAUCAAGACGCUCAAGUUCAGCCUGCUGGUGACGGGCAAGAUCGUGGACCACGUCAACGGCACCUUCAGCGUCUACUUCCGGCACAACUCCUCCAGCCUGGGCAACGUCUCCGUCAGCAUCGUGCCCCCGGGCAAGGUGGUGGAGUUCGACGUGCUGGGGCCCCCGCCGGCCACCGAGCCCCAGCAGGCCACCCUGCCCGAGGCCAAGGAGCCCAGGGCCUUCAACUGCCACGUGGAGUACGAGAAGACCAACCGGGCCCGGAAGAACAAGCCCUGCCUCUACGACCCGGCCAAGGUGUGCUUCACCGAGCACACGCAGAGCCAUGCCGCCUGGCUGUGCGCCAAGCCCUUCAAGGUCAUCUGCAUCUUCGUCUCCUUCUGCAGCUUUGACUACAAGCUGGUGCAGAAGGUCUGCCCCGAUUACAACUUCCAGCACGACCGCCCCUACUUCGGCUGAACCCCCUCCCGGCCCCCCAGAAUAAAAACCCAGCUCGCACAGCGUCCAGGGGGCGGGGAAGGACCCUGCCUCGCCCUGGUGGGGCUGGUAGAUGGGCUUCUCCCAGCCGCCUGGAGGAGGGGGUGCCGUGGAACGGGCGCGGGGGACGCUGUGCGGCCGCCCCACCCCGGGCUGUGGCGAGCCCCUGUGGGGAUCUGUGGACCGGACUCUUUGCUCCAUCAGCUACGGGCCUGCGGAACCGCUCGGGACCCGGCCAGGCCGGGCUGACGCAGCCGGAUCCCCUUGGACCGCGGUGGAAGGACGGGCUGGGGGACAUGUGAGCAGCGCAGCCGGAGCCGGUGGCCCCGUCCCUGCUGGGAAAUGGGGGGACGAGGGCCAGGGGCUGCACAGGGCAACCGAGUGCCACGUAUCCAGAGGUGCAAAUCGGCACGGGGGUGUGUGUGUGCACCUGCGUGUGUAAAUGUAUCUGGGAUAGUGGGGGUGCUGGCUGGCGUGUGAUUGGUGGGGGUGUGCGUGUGUAAAUGUAUCCGUGAUAUUGGUGUGUGUGCGCGUCUGUGUGUGUCUGUGUGUAAAUGUAUCCGUGAUAUUGUGGGGGGAGGAUGUCAGGUGUUGGGUGCAGUGUGAUUCGUGGGUGUGCGUGUGUAAAUGUAUGAGUGAUAGUGGGGGUGCUGGCUGGCGUGUGGUGGGGGUGUGCGUGUGUAAAUGUAUCAGUGGUAUUGGGGGGUGUUAGGUGUUGGCUGGAGUGUGAUUUGUGGGUGUACAUGUGUGUGUGUGUGUGUGUGUGUAAAUGUAUCCGUGAUAUCAGGGGGGUGCAUGUGUAAAUGUAUCCGUGAUAUCGGGGAGUGUGUGUGUAAAUGUAUCAGUGAUAUGGGGGGGUUGGCUGGCGUGUGAUGGGCAGAGGCAUGCCUGUGUAAAUGUAUCAGUGAUGUGGGGGGGAGUGUGUGUAUGGAUUGAUGGCUCGGGGCCCAGCGCAGACAGGUAUCUUUGCCAGCCAUCGCCCGGGGCGAGCCAACCCGCCCUUCUGGCUCCUCCUGGGGGGGGCUGGGGGGCUGGGGCUGUGGUGAGAGCUGCCUGCUGCCGGCCCUCCGGGCUCUGACCCCAGUGGGCUGCAUGGCUGAGCCAGGAGCCGGCCCCGGGGAUGAUGGGGCGAUGCCUGCCCAGCGCUGCACCCCUGGGUCCAGCCAGGCUGCAAGCGGGCGCCGCUCUCCCUUCGCUCCCCUGGAGCCGUGCCCACCCCUGCCCCCUGCUCAGGGGAGGGAGCACGUUAUUCGGGAGGGGACCAGGGCCUCCCCCCAUUUCUUUCUCCCCCACAUGCCCCCUGCCCAACCCUGCCCAACUGCACCCCCGCCCAUUGCAGGCUGCGGGGCCGCCCCAGUGCUGCGGGAUGGAAGCCGUGCGGGGGGGCGGGGGGGCCUCCUGCCUGCUCCCCUUUCCCAGCCCCAGGCUCUCCCCCUUGCUCAGGGACCCCCCUAGACCCCUGCAGGGCUGGGAAGGAGCCGACCAAGGGCGUGGGCGAGGGGGAAGGCAGAUCAUGGCCGGAUUCCCACGCACGGCUAAGGUGGCAAAGGGCGACGGAGAGUCCAGCAGAAAGAGUGUGAAGUAAGACCAUGGGGGGGGGGGGUGUUGGGUGUGUCGCACAUCUGUGCGCUGGUGUGAGUUUGCAUCCUUUGUGGCUGUGCGUGCGCCUGUGGCCCUGCGUGUGUGCGGCUGUGCACAUGUGAGUGCCUGGAUGUGUAUCCCCGGGGUGGUCACGCCCUUGUGCGUGUCUCCGUGUGUCUCCCUGCAGCGGGCUUGGUUUCGCAGUCCUGGCACGGAGGGAGGGGGCCCAGCCCUGGCUCCCCGAGAUGUGCCCCUGGAUCUCAGCAGGAGCCUUCCCCUGCUUCCCCCCCCAUCUGGCAGUGCCAUCCUGCCCAGCCCCCAGCGACGGGCGUGGUGCCCGCCAUGGGGGCAGGCAGGGCCCCUCCAGACAGAGCCCCCCAGCUGUCGAUCGCUCGUCCCCGCGCGGUCAGGAGCUAUAAAAUGUGCAUUUGAGUGAAGAAGUAGGUGCCAUGGGGCUGGGGGGGCCAGGACGAGCUGGGGUCACCCCCCCGGGCUGCGCUGUGCACUGGGUCGGGGGUCACAGUCACACCCCCCGUGCUCUGGACAGCACCCCUCCGGCUCAGUCACACCCCCCCCCGUGCUCCGGGCAGCACCCCUCCGGCCCCGUCACCCCCCCCACCCCCCCGGGCUGAGAUUUCUCCAUAUUUUUGUAACAAGAUAAACUGGAGGGGAAAAUGUGAUUAAAAAAACCGAAUG
Molecule: messenger RNA, 3259 nt
Organism: Chelonia mydas (Green sea turtle)
Lineage: Eukaryota; Metazoa; Chordata; Testudines; Cheloniidae
Gene: NXPH4
Product: neurexophilin 4
Exons: 2
Coding region: 167-964 (265 amino acids)
Molecular function (GO): signaling receptor binding
Source: RefSeq, a predicted model, not a curated record